Molecule: messenger RNA, 1724 nt
Organism: Micromonas commoda
Lineage: Eukaryota; Viridiplantae; Chlorophyta; Mamiellophyceae; Mamiellales; Mamiellaceae
Exons: 1
Coding region: 1-1689 (562 amino acids)
Cellular component (GO): membrane
Molecular function (GO): alpha-(1->3)-fucosyltransferase activity
Source: RefSeq, a predicted model, not a curated record
AUGCGCGAGUCGAACAAUCACUCGCGGUCCGGCCGCGGCGUGUGGACCGCGGUGGCGACCGUCGCGGUCUCGGCGCUGGCGCUGACCGGACGGGCCGCAUCGCGUCGGGCCGCGGGAGUCUCGGACCAAUCGUCGUCGCUCGGCGCCGGGCGCUCGCGUCGGGGUGGUUGGCGCGAACGACGCGACGCGUGGCGCCCGGAGGAGGACCGCCUGGCCGCGGCGAUGCGCGCGGACCCGGUGUACCAUCGGUACCUGCCGACGAUAUACCCCGGCUUCGACGUCAACUCGGACGACUGGUGGCACAAACCGAGGGGAGAGGUGCCCUCGUUGGGCGCGGCUUCCGCGGACGACGAGCGCAGGGACUUCGACCUCCCGGGCCUGCCGCCCCGACGCGCCGGGGUCCCUUCGACGAACGACGACCGACGCCCCGCGCACGGACGCCGCCACGAUAAUACGAACAAGAAUAAGAAGAAGAACCAGUUCAAGGUGUGCCUGGACAACGGCGCCGGGUCCUGGGACGUCGCCUUCGCCAAGGGCAUUGAAAACCUCUUCCACCCCGGCGUCUGCUUCGACACCGUCGAGCAGAACAACUGCCACGCGAACGCCGACGUCGUCAUAUUCAACGAGCACGACUUCAUAUGGGGCGGCGCGCACAGGAACGCGGCGCGGGGCGGACGCAUCGAGCUACCGGAAAAGGCGCACCCCUCGCAGGUGUACUUGUAUUUCGCGCACGAAGCCGCGGGGGGUUUCGGAGCCGAACUGAGGGAUAAAUCGUUCACGUCGCAGUUCGACUACCUGUCCUACGUGGAUAAAAGACGGAGCGCGAUGUGGUGGCCGUUCGGACCGAGCCUCCGGUCGUUGACGGACGAUUUUGAAUGGUUUCGUAAGCGUCGGGAGGCGAGGGUGCCGGCCGUCGCGUGGCUGGCUUCGGACUGCGUGGCCCAACCGCGCGUUAGCAUCCUUCGAUCCAUCGCGGACGCGUUUCCCGUGUUCUCGAUGGGCGAGUGCCUGCGCAACGCGCCGCCGCCCGCGGGGGGUUUGCCGCGACGCGGCGCCGUGGACCCGGCGUCGCACGCGUCCUUCCAGCGCGCCAUGUCGGAUUACAUGUUCUACUACGCCGUGGAAAACGCGGGGGCGUGCGCCGGGUACGCGACGGAGAAAGUUUGGAUGGCGCUGAGCCGGGGAUCCGUUCCGCUGUACUUUGGCACGGACGACGUGUACGAGCUGCUCCCGGACCGCGACGCCAUCGUCGAUUUGAGAGAGUACGACAGCGUCGAGUCUUUGGCGCGAAAGCUCCAUGCGAUAGCGACGGAUGAACGCGAGUGGGCCAAGGCGCACGCGUGGCGGUAUCGUGAUCCGUCGACGUGGCCGCGUGAGUUUCGGACGCUGCUUCGCACGACGUCGACGGACGUCAAGUACGGCGUGUGCGACGUGCUGAUGAAGGGCCCGAGGGGGUACCAUAAGUCGCGGGAGCGGCCGAGGCAGGCUCGAUGCGACGACGGCGUGAAGGUGCUCGGGAGGACGCUCGGAGGGAUCGGGGGAUGGGGCGAAGUAAGGGGCGAGUCGGGCGGGGCGCUCAGGGCGCCGACGGAGCACCUCCAUCGGCGGUGCGGGGCCGCGACGGGGGCGUGCUGGUCGUUGUCGCGUCCCGGGGAGGGCGGGAAGGGCGGGAAGGGUGGACGCGGGUAGAUAGCAGCGGCAUUCGCAACUGAUUACAGACGAAA